AAAAUAAAGUUUAGCAAUGUUUGGCCAUAAUUAAAACAAAUAUUUAUUUAUCUUUUACUUAAAUACGACUGUUUCGUGUUGUUGCUCAUAUGAUCAAAAUGUUUACCAAAGUGGUGACGCUACUAUGCAUCGUUUUUGUGCUCAAACAAGCCGAUUGUUUGACUCAAAGCGAACUUCAAGCCGAAUACCGACCAACACUUUUACGACUUCGUGACGUUGCUAAUCUCAAAUACCAGGAAGCUACUCGCGAAUAUGACUCCCUAGUGUCUCAACUGAACUUGUAUCUGACCCGAAGCAAAAAUAAUACACAAACUCAAAUCAACAGAAUCAAGAAUAUAGUAACACAAGCGGCGAAAAAUGCGACUGGAGUAACAGCUUCGUGUUUGAAAGUGCAACAAAAUGAUGCCUCUCGUUUGAGCACUUACAGUUUGAAUAAUUGUAACAGUAAUACGAAUUUUUCAACUCUUCAAAGAACAAAAUCAAAAUUUACAACUCUUGCCAAUGUUGCCUCUAAUUCAGUGAAUUAUUGUUCCUAUCUGAAUCCUUUGGACACUCAGAUCGAAUCGAACGAGAAGUGUUUGGGUGACAAAAUCUACGAUUUGAAUCUGCAGAUAAACCGACUCCAGAGGCAAUACGAGGAAUUGAGCAAUAGUACUUUGCAUUAUAAUAUCAACUGUCUAACUGAUAAAGCUGGCGCUAUUCUGAGUCAGAUUGGAGUUAUCAGCUACGAAAUCAAUGUUUGUUUCUUCACGCCAUAAUGGCGAGAUAAAUGUUACGUCUUAGAAGUUUCCAGUAAUUGUGAUUAUUUCAUCAAUAAAAUAAAAAACACGAU
Molecule: messenger RNA, 832 nt
Organism: Tribolium castaneum (red flour beetle)
Lineage: Eukaryota; Metazoa; Arthropoda; Insecta; Coleoptera; Tenebrionidae
Exons: 2
Coding region: 90-758 (222 amino acids)
Source: RefSeq, a predicted model, not a curated record